UCCGCAGCGCCGACGGGCGUCUACACCGCGGGAACUCACCACCUGAACCGCCGCGCCGGCCACGCUACUCCGCUCAGACACACAGCGUCCCGUCCCCGGCUUCUCCCCGCCGCGAGACGCCCUCCGCGCGCGAGCUCGAUUUCUAUGUGCCGGCCUGAAUACCCCAUCCAGUUGCUCUAAAAGCUGAAGUCUCCGCCCUCGAGAGAUUUGAGAGGGUCCCCUUUCUCAUCAGCUCUUACCGAAGACCCCACAUGACUUCCUUCCCCCUAAGGCCCACGGUCCCGGAACCCCAAGACCCCAACAUGCAGCCUCCGUUACCCCCAAGUCCCCUGGACGUGGCUUUGCCACCCCCUCCCUGUGGUCUCCAGGCUUCUGUCCCACCGCCGCCACCCCCACCCCCACCCUGUGCCGUGGGGGUUGCUUCCCCUCAUGUCUACGGCCUGGAGAAGAGCCGGCUCCUGAAGGAGGCCUUGGAGAAGGCUGGCCCAGCCCCCAGAGGCAGGGACGAUGUGCGGAGGCUCCUCAAGCUCCACAAGGACCGGUUUCGAAGUGACUUGCAAUGGGUCCUCUUCUGUGCCGACCUGCCCUCCCUCAUCCAAGAAGGCCCUCAGUGUGGACUGGUGGCCCUGUGGAUGGCAGGCCGUCUUCUGUCAGCCCCUGACAGCGUCUCUCUAGAAAGACUGGUGCGGGUGGCCGUGGAGAGAGGCUACACGGCGCAGGGAGAGAUGUUCUCGGUGGCUGACAUGGCCACACUGGCCCAGGAGACGUUGGACUGCCAAGCUGAACUCCUCUGUGGUGGCCUGGGCGGUCCCAACAGAGAUCGGAUCCUGCAGCACCUCAUCACUGGACAUCCCUUGCUCUUCCCCUAUGAUGAGGAUUUCAACCAUGAACCGUGUCAAAAGAAAGGCCAUAAGGCCCACUGGGCAGUGAGCGCAGGGGUCCUCAUAGGUGUGCGGAGUGUGCCAGACCCGGGCUACAUGGAAGACUCUGAGUUGCCAGGCCUCUUCCACCCAGUGCCUGGUGCACCCCACCAGCCGCCAUCCUUCCCAGAGGAAAGCUCCCCAGGUGCCAUCUUCCUUCUCUCCAAGCAGGGCAAGAGUUGGCAUUACCAGCUGUGGGACUACAACCAAGUCCGGGAUAGCAACCUGCAGCUGACAGACUUCUCUCCUGCCAGGGCCGCCGAUGGACGGGUGUACGUGGUACCUGCCGGUGGGGUACAGGCAGGCCUCUGUGGCCAGAUCCUGCUGCUUAGACCGCAGGGGUGGAGCCAUUAGCUGGGGCUGGGGCACCUGACUCCAAGUUAUCUCCAUCACCGUUAGCGUGCCUCACUUCAUCCCGUGUGACGUCUGUCGUCCAGCCUGUAUCUCGAGGACCUCCUGCUAGAAAUCUAUCAUAAGAUCACCCCAUCUGUGGAGUCACAAGCGUGACCAUUGACCAAAGUCUAAAUUCAUACUUGGGGACUGAGUCACAGCCUGUGGAUCGGGACCCUUUCACAGGGUCUCCUAAGACCAUUGGAAAACACAGAGAUUUACAUUAUGAUUCACAACAGCAAAAUUACAGUCAUGAAGUAGCAGCAAACAUAAGUGCAUGGCUGGUGGCCACCACACCAUGAAACGCAUUCGAAAGGUUGGGACUCACCGAGGGGGAAUCUCUGAGUUCAGGACCAUCAUGGUCUACAAAGCAAACUCCAUGCCAGCCAGGGCUGUAUAGUGAGACCCUGUCUCAAAAAGCAAAAACAAAAAACAGGUCUCGCUGUGUAGCACUGAUGACCUAGAACUCCCUAUGUAGUAGACCAGGUUGACCCUAACCUCACAGAGAUCUGCCUGACUUUGCUUCCCAUAUGCUGUGUGUUCCCCAUGCCCCAGCCUAGAGGAAGACACUCUCUCUCUCUCUUUUUUUUUUAAGGACAGGGUUUCUAUGUAACUUUGAAGCCUAUCUUGGAACUCACUCCGUAAACCAGGCUGGCCUCAAACUCACAGAGAUCCGCCUGCCUCUGCCUCCUGGGUGCUGGGGUUAAAGGUGUGUGCCACCACCGCCCUGCUGAGGAAGGCUUGAUAGUAACUCAGAUCCUAGUGGUGAUCCUCCCACCUGAAUGUGACAUCUUCCAGGCCACUUUCAGUUCAGUGGACAUCUAAAGAGCCUGGACCCCUGUUACCCAUCUCCCUUCUCCUUGGCCUACUUAGACCAUUCCUCACCUGCCUGACAGCCAUGGCGGCCUUUCAGAUACCAAGACUGUAGGUGCCAACAGCAGCCCUGAGCUGGGUGUGGUCUCUCUCCCUGAGCUGGGUGUGGUCUCUCUCCCUGACCUGAGUGUGCUCUCUCUCCCUGACCUGUGAGUGGUGGUCACUCUCCCUGAGCUGGUAAGAUGGGCAAAGAUGCUUGCCAAUCCUGGUGACCCAGGGCCCCUGUAGCGGGGGAGAACUGAGUCCCACAGGUUGUCCCCUCCACGUGGUUGCUGUGGUGUGUGUGCAUUCAACACAAACUCAAAUAUAAUUUUAAAAAAUUAAA
Molecule: messenger RNA, 2508 nt
Organism: Mesocricetus auratus (golden hamster)
Lineage: Eukaryota; Metazoa; Chordata; Mammalia; Rodentia; Cricetidae
Gene: Actmap
Product: chromosome unknown C19orf54 homolog
Exons: 7
Coding region: 252-1274 (340 amino acids)
Source: RefSeq, a predicted model, not a curated record